This is a messenger RNA of Lytechinus pictus (painted urchin), 4551 nucleotides long. RefSeq names its product low-density lipoprotein receptor-related protein 6-like. Lineage: Eukaryota; Metazoa; Echinodermata; Echinoidea; Temnopleuroida; Toxopneustidae. Gene Ontology annotation, molecular function: Wnt receptor activity; Wnt-protein binding. The transcript is spliced from 14 exons. The record is from RefSeq and is a predicted model, not a curated record. Gene Ontology annotation, biological process: canonical Wnt signaling pathway. Bases 1136 to 3613 code for a protein of 825 amino acids.
AGUGCAAAAUGCUCAUCACCGCAGCUUCGUCGCAUCACUGAUCUCCUUCGACCAAGUCUCAUUCAAAUGACGUGAUGAGCCUAUUAUUACGUAAUUAUCAUACAAAGUAUCUUUUUGUACUGCCCCAGACUUUAUUUCCGGGUUCAAAAUUUUCUUUAUUAUUUUUCUUGGACUCAUUCGGCGGAGAAGUGUUCUUUUAUUCUGCUCAUUAUGCGUAUGUAGGUUUCAGGAAGACUAUUUACCAAGGAAGGUUGUGGAAAACCGUAUCAUCAAACUUUAUCUGACAAGGGUCUUCGGAGGAGGAAAUACAUUCUAUCUCUCUACGUCACAAUGGUUUCAAUCACUACGUCACAAUCACAGAUGAAGAAGCAGAAAUAACCGGUCUCAAGGAACUGAUAGUGUAUGAUUCAUGUUGAAGUAUAUCGCCAAAAAAGUAGAAUCAAUCACUUUGGGAUUUUACUCUCUAAGUCGUUAAGAAAUCACCGGCCAUAAAUUCUGUUUUGAGUGAAAGUGGAAGUCGUUUUAACUUGUAAAAAUUUUCAUCGUGAGUCGCCAUGGAAAAUAGUUAUUAUUGACCUAGAAAUUGGAAACCAAGAUACUUUAGACUAUUCAUUUUGAAACUUUAAUGAGUUUGUCGACAUCCCGAAAGGAGACUCGGAUAUAACCCCGUUUAUGUUAUUGCUGGACCAGUGGACCUACAAUACCUCAUGAUAUAUAUUUCUCCUCAGUGUUUCGUAUAAUAACUUUUAUAAACAUCAGUAUCAGGGCGACAGCUACCUCAAGCAGGAUAUAGCAACAUAUACAACAAUGCCUUAGAAUUCCAUCUUCAGAUUGGAAAAAAGCAGUACUACAUGACAUCAAAUUAAAGAAUACGAACGGAUUUCCGGAAGUUAUUUUCCUCCCUUUAUCAUUCUCAUUUUCGUUCGCAUUGCCUUGGAAACGGAUAAUCAUUAGAAUAUCUUCAAAAAAGCAUAUACGUAUAGCAUCCAUGCGUUUGUUUUGAAUGGGAAAUAUUAUUUUAUUGUAGUAUAUAAUUGCGUUUACAUCAAGUGACUCAAGACGGGGCUCAAGAUCGCUGGCUGCACGUUCGAAGCAACUCGGUGUGAACGAACUCUACCCUUUGGAAAAACUGGAAAUGAAAAGAGGAAGGGGGAUGGGGGCCCGGCGGAUGAUAAUCAUGAUGAUUCUUGUUUUCAAUGCGUUUCGAUCUGAUGGGCUUAUUUACGAGGCUCGGGUGAACCAGAUAUGCUCUUUCGAAUUCAACGAAACGGCGAUCGGCAGCUUGGUCAAUCAAAAUUGCUUCAUAACGAGUCUCAAUUACGGUGUUGCAGUGGCAGCAGAUAGAAAUGAGAACAUUCUUUUUUAUUCAGACAUCAGUACCCUCGAGAUCAGGUCUUAUAACACGGAGACAUUACCCAAUGGUAAAGGGGACAGGAUACUUUAUGGGUUCGGCAGUGUAGAAGAUAUGGCAGUUGACUGGGUAGCCAAGAAUCUUUACACAGCCGACCAAUCGUUUCGUCAGAUCGCUGUUUCGAGGUAUGAUGGUAGUAUGAGGGCGGUCCUCAUCCAAGAUGAUGUGGGCAAACCGAGGAGCAUUGCACUGCAUCCAGAAAGAGGAUUAAUGUUCUGGGCUGAUUAUGGUGGAUUACCGAGCCUGGAAAGGGCUAACCUCGAUGGAAUGGAUCGGACGACGAUUGUCGACGCGAACAUUCAAUUCCCCAACGGACUCGCCAUCGACUUCGACAAUAGCAUUAUCUAUUUCGCAGACCGUGGAAGCGAUAACAUCGCCUCGGUGGAUUUUGACGGCGGAAAUAGACAGCUGGUCCAUUAUCAGUAUGGGGGUGAUUUCUUUGACAUGGUUCUCGUGAGGGACCAUCUUUUUGUGACGAGCUGGACAUCAGGACAGGCAGGUGGUCAUAUCACGACUAUUAGUAAUGUGAGCGAUGCCAACCAGGCCGUCGACUUCGAGAUCAUCGACCACAAUACGUUCGCACUCGGCAUUACUGCAGACGACGAAGACACGCAACCAGUCAUAUCGAGUCCAUGCAGCACAAACAAUGGCGGCUGCCAAGAACUCUGCUUUCCACUUGCUAACGCAGAAUCCUCAUGCGGUUGUUCGUCUGGUUUUACGCUCAAUGGCGUGGCGUGUGAAUCGACUCCUUACGAAGACGACUUCGUGCUAGUGGCCGACAGCGCCCAGAAGAAAAUAUUUCAGGUGCCCAUCGUAAUGGACGCCCCCGACGGUGAUACGGGAUUGGGCAACCCCGUUGAUGACAGCGUCAAGGCAUUGCCCUUAGACGAUCUCGAGUACCCGAUCGCUAUGACCUAUGACCCCGUGCUCAAACACGUCUAUUGGACGGAUCUAACUUAUGGGAGUAUCACCAAGGCAGCGAUUGACGGUAGCUUUAAACAGACAAUAGUGUUUGAUAAUAAUGUCCAUGUUGGUAUUGCUAUCGACACCGCACGGAGACGCAUCUAUUGGACAGAUGAGGAUCGUGACGUCAUUGAAGUUGCCAAUUUGGACGGGAGCGGGAGACAGAUUAUCAUUCAAAAUUCCUUGAACGAGCCUCGAGGAAUAACAGUGGAUAUCCAAACUGGCGACCUCUAUUGGACGGAUUGGGGCAGUGCUCCUAAGAUCGAGAAGGCAUCAAGUUCAGGCACAAGGCGGGAAAUCCUUAUCACGGAGAACCUCAACUUUCCAAAUGGAAUCACCAUCGACCCUACGGAGCGAAUCCUUUACUGGUGCGACUCUAACCAUCCGGAUCAGAGCAAGAUUGAGCAGUACAACCUGGUAACCCUUGAAAGAUCCACCAUAGCUACCCUUCCAUCCCCGUCCCAACCCUAUGGCGUCACCAUCCAUGGUGACUUCAUCUAUUGGUCAGACUGGGUUAAGAAUGCUGUUUAUCGUGUUGAUCGCUUCGUAGACAAUCCCUUGUCUGAGGUCGUCGGUGAGGGCGUCAUGCUCGGCAUGCAGGGAAUCGUCUCAUCGCAAAUCUUUGAAGUUGUGACGACAGUAGCACCUCCAGUUACCCAACCUGACAUAGGAGGGCAAGAAAGAAGCGCCGUCAUCCCCGCUGUAGUCGGAGCUGUAAUCCUCGUGGUUGUUAUCAUCAUCGCAGUCAUUGUCGGAGUCUUAUGCUUCAGAAGGUCCAAGGAAAACAGGAGUUUGGCGCAGGGACACCGUGGAGGGCAGUCUAAUGACUACAGGGCGCGACCGGCGCUACCCAAGUGCGCCGAGGAACCCCCUCCACUCCCCGGCGGUCAUCCGAACGACGACCCUCUCUAUAUGGACCUGGACGCUUUCAAAAAAGACCCGCCUCCACCUUACACCGAACUAAACCUGAACCAGGCCGGAGGCUCGGGAGAACAGUCGUACGAAAAUCCGUCCUUCGACGCGGGGGCCGCGAACGGAAACAUAUCACCAUCGCCGACCCUCUACGAUAUGCCCGACGGAAUGGCGCCCCCGCCUCCGGGUGUGAGCAAGGAUCAGAUGGCUGCGAGCGGUGGUUACGUCCCUUACCUAAAGAACAACGCCGAGCAAGAAGGGUUUUAUAUGACACCGGAUGGGACAGCGGGAACGACGGACUCGUUGUAUGAAGUUGCCAACGCGUAACCUUAUCCGAUAUUUGCAAAGCACAAUUAUCUUUUGACUCUUUUGUCUUUGGGAUUUCCCCUAUUUAUUGAAGAACAAAAUAUCCUUCGCCGUCAGGCAGAAUGUCGAAGAAUCGUCAUCACUCCGCCAUUGACUGUAUCUUCUGUCUUCCAGGAGAGUGUUAGCAUUUAUGUCCGACAAGUUGUCAGAUCUGACUAAUUUCAUUAUUUUUGGAUUGGCUAAGAGGCAUUGCUUUUAUACUUCCAUAGUAACUGUCGGAUAAUUUUGUCACAUAAAAAAAAUCAAAGUCCUUUCAUGAAACGCUCCCCCGAGCAAGCGAUCAUGAACGUGGUGAAGGAUUCAUGAAUACACCAUUCGGAAGCCGUAAUUUGAGAAUCUAAAGGGAUAUUAUUUUCGUCGAGCUGAAUGGACAUUUUUAUUACUUCACUGUUGUGCGAUGUUGUAUAAAACAAUAUUGUCAUGGUAUUUGGAUAUAGGUUCCAAUCUAACUGUAGUUUACGCUGGUCGUAUUAUUUACUUAGACUUUUUAAAUGUUGUUACUAGAAAUAAGAUUUAUAUUCAUGACAAUUCAUACUAAUUAACUUGACAUUUUAUUGUUAUAUUUUGUACACUGCACAUUAUUUUCGUCAUAUUUUAAACACAUCUUUUUAUGUAAUAUUUCCAGAGCCUAUAUGAUACAAAAGAGCUGCGUUUGGCUUGGAGAGAUGACGUGUAAUUGCAAAUAUUUCGGCAACUUGCCCCCUUGACAUGCCUGAUGAGUCUGGAUAAUGUCAAUUCUAUGUGAAAUGAGUAAUUGGAUACAUUUGUAUCAAGGCAUAUGAUAUACAUGUAUACGAUAUUGUGUAUAAGAAGUUCAGAACAAAUCGAUAUAUCUUGCACUGACUAAAGAGAAACUUGAACAUUUAAUAUACUGAUAUAAUAUAAUUUUUUUUCAAAAA